Messenger RNA from Colletotrichum aenigma, 1416 nucleotides. It is a transcript of the gene pip-0, whose product is annotated as Proline iminopeptidase. Bases 1 to 1416 code for a protein of 471 amino acids. Gene Ontology annotation, biological process: proteolysis. The transcript is spliced from 2 exons. The record is from RefSeq and is a predicted model, not a curated record. Gene Ontology annotation, molecular function: peptidase activity. NCBI's taxonomy places the organism in Eukaryota, Fungi, Ascomycota, Sordariomycetes, Glomerellales, Glomerellaceae.
AUGGCGUCCAAAGUGAUCAAUGCAGCAAAGCUGCUGAGCAAGAGAUCCCAUGUCAUUCCAGGGCAAUUCCUCGUAUCGGAACUCUUCUUUGAGGUACCCAAGGACUACAACAACCAGUCUGCAGGCGUCCUCAGGCUCUUCGGCAGAAGUGUCACCAAGCACGAGAGACCCAUAGUUGCCCCGACUGAGUCUGAGAAGAGGCAAGCUGAGCAAAAGCCAUGGAUGGUGUUCCUGCAGGGAGGACCCGGAUUUGGCAAUCCAGAGCCUCAAGACAGCCCUGUCACCCAUACCGCACUUGAUCGGGGAUAUCAAGUUCUGUUCCUCGACUACAGAGGCGUCGGCCUGAGCUCGCCCGUGUCAGCUGCUGCUCUAGCACUCCAUGGCGAUGCUCAGAAACAGGCCGAUCACCUCAAGCUGCUUCGUCAAGACAACAUCGUCAAGGACUGCGAAGCCGUGAGGGCCUACCUCACAAAGGAUUUCCCGGAGGAGAAGAGGAAAUGGUCCCUUUUCGGACAGUCUUUUGGUGGUUUCGUCAUUCUGACAUACCUCUCCAAGUACCCCGAAGCUUUGCGCGAGUGCUUCCUGACUGGCGGCCUUGCCCCCGUUGGCAAGAAACCGGAGCAGGUCUACGAAGCAACCUUCAAGAAAGUCAUGGAGAGGAACCACGCAUACUACGAGAAGUACCCUGAGGACAUUGAGAAUGUCCAUCAGGUGGCCCGGUUCAUCCAGGAGAAGAAAAAGAUCAAUCUACCUGGUGGCGGCUUUCUCACUGUUCCUCGGCUGCUCACCUUGGGACUCGCAUUCGGCGGCCACGGCGGUCUCGAUUCUGUCCACAGCACGGUUCUCAAGUUGAAGACAGACCUCGAGAAUUUCGGCUUUUUCACCCGCUCAAGCCUCUCCGAUAUUGAGAACGCCACAGGAUUCGACAACCACAUCAUCUACGCUAUCCUCCACGAGGCCAUCUACUGCGAAAAGCCAGGCUGGGCUUCUGACUGGGCGGCUUACCGAGUCGGCAAGUCCUUGGAACAGUUUUCCUGGUUGGCACAAGAGCCUAUAAUCUCCGAGGUCGCUGGGCCUCCCCUCUUCUUCUCUGGAGAGAUGAUUUUCCCGCUGCACUUCGAAACGUACCCGGAAUUGAUUGAGCUGCGCGAGGUCGCCGAGAUUCUUGCCAAGUUUACUGACUGGCCUGAGGACCUGUACGACCACGAGCAACUUCGCAACAACGAGGUUCCUGUAUAUGCCGCCAGCUACAUUGACGACAUGUACGUCGACAAUCAAUUCGCCAGGGACACGGCGGCCCUAGUCAAGGGUUGCAAAGUAUACGAGACGAAUCAGCUGUACCACUCUGCGCUGCGCUCCAAGACAGAGGACGUGAUGAGGGAGCUCUUCAAGCUGCGGGACAACCCUAUUGACUAG